Arxiozyma heterogenica is the source of this 2367-nucleotide messenger RNA. RefSeq names its product salt homeostasis regulator (gene PPZ1). The coding region runs from base 1 to 2367 and encodes 788 amino acids. Lineage: Eukaryota; Fungi; Ascomycota; Saccharomycetes; Saccharomycetales; Saccharomycetaceae. The record is from RefSeq and is a predicted model, not a curated record. Gene Ontology annotation, molecular function: protein serine/threonine phosphatase activity. Gene Ontology annotation, cellular component: nucleus; cytoplasm. The transcript has a single exon.
AUGGGUAAUUCAAGCUCUAAAUCUAAAUCAAUAUCCACGUCUUCCAACGAUGGUAGUGUUAUAACAUCAACGAACAAUAAGUCUAAGAACAACUCUAAUAUUUCUUCAAAAGUGAAUAUUCCAAAACCCACUGCAAUUAGUUCCACUCCUGAGAAAAGUUCAUCUCUGUCUAAUUCUAACAAACCCAUAACAAAUAACCAAAACUUGGAUCAAAAUAAAAAAAAUCUCAAACUUAAAGAUAAAAGCUUUGAAAGUAAUGAAAAACCACCAAUACUAGGCCAUUAUAAAUCAUAUUCUAAUUCGAAUGACUAUUCAAAUAAAACUUCUCAGAAAAGUAUUCACAACGUCAAUCCAAGCAAUAAUAUUCGUCGACUCCACCGUAAAUCUCAUUCAACACAUGAAGUGCUUCCCACUAUCGUUAGUCACAACACUAAUAACAUUCCUGAUAUUAAAGUUUCCGAUUCAUCUGAUCCUGCACAAGAUAAUAUGAAUAGCAGUAAUAAUACCAAUAAAAGUAAAAUAUUACCAAAAAAUAGAAGUGAUCUUAUGAAUAGACGUUCAAGUUUUAAUACGACAGUAGAUUUACCGCCAUCAAUGGUUCAAAUAGAACCUAGAUCUUCAAUUUUGAAAAACAAUCAACAUUCUUUAUCCUCCCAUUCUCUACAUUCUUCUGAAAAUAUAGUAAGUCAAACAGCUACUCUAAAUAAUAUGCCACCUGACGCAUCUCUUUAUCACUCCCAUAAUCACCGUCAUCGUGACAAACAUAAUUCUAAGGGGUCAAAUCCAAACCAGAGAAAAUAUGGUUUAUCAUAUAAUCAAACUCAAGCCCUUUCACCUUCCAAAUCAGGUUCACCUAAUUAUACAGUAAGUGAUAAUAAUACUAUUAAUGCUAUCGAAAGAUCGAAUAAUUCUAAUCACAAUAAACUGGAUCCAUAUAUGUCAUCACAUCUAAGUAAAAUAACCUCAUAUGGAUCUAAUACAACCACGGCCUAUAGUACACCGUUAAAUUCUCCUGGUUUGAAAAGAAUAUUUGAACAUUAUAAGAAAAGUGAAUUGGAAACUGGGGAUUAUUUUGGUAAUAUUAAUAACUAUAAAAAUACUGAUAACAACAAUUCAAGAGAAUAUGUAUCAUCUGGUGGAACUCCAACCAUGGCUAAUCAUGAUCAUUCUCCACUACAUCAACAGCAAUAUUUUAUAUCAGAUAAUCACGACUACGCUGAAAGUACUUUCAAAGAUGUUUAUCCACAUACAAAUAGUACUAACAAUAUUAAUAGCGACACUUUAAAUGAUCCUCAUACACAAAAUGAUAUCUCUAAUACAUACAAUAAUCGUAAUAUCAGUAAUGGUAAUUUAAAUAUCACAAAAAAGAAAAAAAUUAUCAAGCCUCUUGAUAUUGAUGCUACAAUUCAAAAAUUAUUGGAUGCAGGUUAUGCAGCAAAAAAGACUAAAAACGUUUGUUUAAAAAACUCUGAAAUUACUCAAAUUUGUAACCUUUCCAGAGAUAUUUUUCUAUCUCAACCAUCAUUGUUGGAACUUUCACCACCAGUCAAAAUUGUUGGCGACGUUCAUGGCCAAUUUAGUGAUCUAUUAAGGCUAUUUACAAAAUGUGGGUUUCCACCAUCCUCAAACUAUUUAUUCCUUGGUGAUUAUGUUGAUCGUGGUAAACAAUCGUUAGAGACGAUUUUAUUACUAUUAUGUUAUAAGAUUAAGUAUCCAGAGAAUUUUUUCUUAUUAAGAGGUAACCAUGAAUGUGCUAAUGUGACAAGAGUUUAUGGGUUUUAUGAUGAAUGUAAGCGUCGUUGUAGUAUAAAAAUUUGGAAAAUUUUCAUUGACACAUUCAAUACUUUACCCUUAGCAGCUAUUGUGGCUGGCAAAAUAUUCUGUGUUCACGGUGGUUUAUCACCAGUAUUAAACUCAAUGGAUGAAAUUAGGCAUGUUAGUAGACCCACCGAUGUCCCAGAUUUUGGAUUAAUUAAUGAUUUACUAUGGUCUGAUCCAACUGAUUCUCCAAAUGAAUGGGAAGAUAAUGAACGUGGUGUCAGUUAUUGUUAUAAUAAAGUAGCAAUCAAUAAAUUUUUAAAUAAAUUUGGAUUUGAUUUAGUUUGUAGAGCGCAUAUGGUUGUUGAAGAUGGUUAUGAAUUUUUUAAUGAUAGAAGUCUUGUCACCGUAUUCUCUGCUCCUAAUUAUUGUGGUGAAUUUGAUAACUGGGGAGCAGUGAUGACUGUUAGUGAGAGUUUAUUAUGUUCAUUUGAGUUAUUAGAUCCAUUAGAUAAAGCUGCCUUGAAACUAGUUAUGAAGAAAGGAAGGCAAGAACGAAAAUUAGCUAGUGCGCAACAAAAUCAAUUACAUUCUACGGAAAACUCUUAG